Molecule: messenger RNA, 4112 nt
Organism: Saccostrea echinata
Lineage: Eukaryota; Metazoa; Mollusca; Bivalvia; Ostreida; Ostreidae
Exons: 3
Coding region: 148-3150 (1000 amino acids)
Source: RefSeq, a predicted model, not a curated record
GUGGUGUGUAGAAAAUCGCCGUUUUCAGGAGAAUGGAUGAAUGUUGAUGAUUGAAAAUGCCUCUUUAUGAUACUUUUUGAUACAGAUAUUGUUCUGAGAAAUUGAUAAAAAAAGUCUGUUCUUGAAGAGGCAUGCUUAAAAGGCAACAUGAGCAGUGACAGUGGUAUUCUUUUGAUUCGGAAUGAUGGUACCAUUCAGCUUAAGGGAGAUUCCAAAAUUCUUGGAGAAUAUCAUCUUAAGCAUCGUCUCAUGGCAAGACUUAAGCCUGAUGGGUCUAUGGGUGUUUUUAUGAUACCUGAACAAGGACCCAACAGUGGAAAGAUGUUUGCAGUUUUGCCAAACGGACCGUCUGGAAAAGAAGGUGUUGGAUGGGAGCAUGUCGUGUCCGGUGACAGUACUUACUUACGACCAGUCUUUAGGCCUAUGAUAGAUAAAAAGGCUACACCAGCUUCAAAAAGUCUGUCUUCAAAAUCCGCCAAACCUUCACUUCCUUCAAGUGAGCCUAUUGUUAUAGAUCUAUGUGAUGAUACUGACGCCGUUGAAUCGCAGAAAAAUGAUAAUUCAAAGCAUACUCAGUCUACUGCACCAACCCCAGUUAUGUUGUUCACAAAGGACAGUGCAGCUAAAUUAAAUUCUAAGUCAAUGAUUGUUACACCGUCUUCAAAAACGACUCCAGAUUCACAAACUCUAAAUAGCCAAACCAUAUCCAGCACUUCAAAAACUGCCAAUGCUUAUUUAAUCAAUGAUGCAAUAACACAGAGUCUAAAAGAUUCGACCAUUUCAAAAACAUUUCAAAAUACAACUCCAUCUGUUCACAGUGUCUCAAAGAAUACGCAGAUUAUAGGAUCCAGUGUUCAGAGGGUGAAACAGAAUGAAACUGUAGCACGUGCAACAGUGCAAUCAAAUAGUCCGUCUGUUACAUCAGCUAGAACCAUCUCAAACACAGGUAUUAGUCAGACACUGGUUUCAUCAAAUGUUUAUCCAUCUAAGACAUUUAGUGCGUCUCAAAAUUACUUACCAACCGUAACCACCUACUUACAACAGCAUCCUAGCGUCUCAUCAAGACCUACUGUACAGGUACCCUUACAAUCUAUUACUGGAAGUGGACAGUUGUCUUUUACAACUAAUGGUGCAAUUCCUGCAGCCAGGAUUGUGAAUUCAAAUUUCAAUAAUACUGCACAAAAUCCAAGAACGCAAGUAGUUCCAACAGGACACCAUCAAGGCAUUUCCACAUCCUUUUCCACGCUUAAUCGCGGAGGAUUAGUAUCAUCAUCAGCUAAGCCCAGCAUGCAAACACCACAAUUACAAACAGUAUCUUUUCCAUUCGUUCCAUCAUCGUCAGUGACACAAUCUCAAAUCUCAAAUGAAAUGAGCCGUAUCUCAACAACAGUGGCAAAGAACGUCGUCAUUUCUGCAGAUGAUGCACAACCAACCACAAAGGCACAUACAGAGAUCAGUGAAUCUCCCAUUCAAAUUAACUCUGUGUUUUCACUUGCUCCAGUUGAUCCAAUUAAGCCAUGGCUGACAAACGGAAAGAACAUGCCACUCUCAGAGGUAGAUUUCUGGGCAGAGGCGAUUAAACUUAAGAUAUCGGAUGAAACUUUGGCUGAUAAACGGUUGCGAAAAGGUUGUUCUGUCGUUCUUCAACGUACAACUUCGCAUCGACCAACAAAAAUGAGGGGAUGUCGAGUGAAAGAUUCGCAGUGUAGUGUAGCUUGUCGAAAAUUAUUUGUGAAGAAGCUUUUGAAAGAUCUCACGAGGAAAAAGCACUUGAAACUAAAGAGACGAUCCAUAUAUGCUUCGUUGAGAUUACAAAUUAGAAAGAAAGUUAAAGAGACUCGGAGUAAAAUAUCGGAACCCAUGAAAAAAGCUCCACAAAAUAUCCCAGCUCUGAAUAAUUUUUCACAGAGAAGCUUAAGCAACCCAGUACAACAUCCUACCCCACGGCUUCGGUUUUCUAACUCGGUGCUUUCUGUCAAUCAGAUAGGCCCUAAAACAACUUUAGCAAAUCAAAACAGAUAUCUGCUCUUGCGGAUGAAUGGCCAAAAUGUCCUUGUUCCAAAUCCAUGUACCAGUGUCAACUUAAGUUCGUUUGUGUCUGUACCUAUAUGUGUGACUGCAAAUAUAGGAACUCCAGCAAUACAAGUAAACCCACUGAACAAUCCAAGAUCUCUUUUAGGGACACGCUUAGCUCUAUCGUCUGGAAAUUCUUUGACACAAGUUGGUCCAAAUUUGCCAAAUCCUUCCAGGUCGUCUGUUUCUUCACUACCUCAGUUCAACCCUAUCAGCAACGUUCUACCCAGAGUAUCAGUAAGCAGUAGUGGUACGUAUUCCUUAAAUACAACUGUUCAAUCUGGAGGUAACAUAAUUAACAGUACUAUCCCUGUGUUCAAUCCUCAGUCUGGAACAGUGAGGAUACCUGCACCACCUGUAGUCAGUUCUGGUCAGGUUCGGUUGGGAAUGGUUAACAAUUCUACACCAUUUCCGGUCGCUGUUAGAGCAGCAAAUCUGGUAAACAAGUCUACUCCCUAUCCUGUGGCAGUUAGGACAGUAAAUCCACCAGCACCUUCGAGGCCGCUUUUGCAAAGUCAGAUGACUGACUUUACAGCUAGACUUGGAACUUCAACAGGAUUAAAUACUGUUGUUCGAACUCUGCCUCCAACUUCCUCAUCGACGUCUUUUUUGUCUUCUCAGGCAACUUUGCUAACAUCGACAAGUACUGUAACUACUGCAACAUCAGAUGCCCAAACAGUUGUCGACGAACCUAUCUCAAGUGUGGCAAAAUCAAAAGUAAACAAGGGGACUAAAUAUUAUUUCAUCCCAGGUGGAGUGAAAAUUAAAACAGAACCAAAGUCGUCUGGUUAUGGAGAGGAAGAGAAAAAGCAUAAGAAACAUAAAAAACAUAAAAGACCACGAUCUCCAAGUAGUGAAGGCUCUAUUGAAAAAGCAGAUAAAAAACAAAGAGCUGAAACUGAAGACAAUUUAGCAGAUGAAACCUUGUUAAACGAUAUUGCCAAGGUGAGUAGUGAGACAGAUAUUGAAAACUUAUCUAAAUCUGAGAUGAGUGCAGAAAGAAUCAAGCAGCUGAGAGAAAAACUGAGUGAAAAUCAACGAAAACUAGAGGAAUAUCUUCGACAAGUUGAUCAAUAAGCAACUGACAUCAAGAGCAGACGAUUGCUUUCAAGGAGAUGAAUCCUUAAGAGGGUUGCCAAUACUUGUGAAUAUGAUAAGAUGAAACAAGAUCUUUAGCUUUAGAUAAUUUUGACAAUGUUUAUUGUUUUAUGUUAUCUACAAUUCUGCCAGAGACUGACAUUGUGAAAGUCUCAACAUGUGUUUUCAAAUAUGAUGCUAGAUUAGGGGCUAUUUAAUGGUUUCCACAUUUACAUUUAAAGUAAUUGCUCUGACAUGAGCCCAAUUAAUUUUCGAUGGUCUCAUGCAGAAAAAGUGUCUCUUCAUUUGCAUAAAAAUGGAAGAAACAGUGCUUCUUCAUUUGCAUAAUUCACAGUUGUUUGCCUGUUGGAGAACGGAUAUUAGUAUGUGUUUUGAGAUUUUUUUUUUCAUGUCCGUAUUUAGUUGAGCACUACAGGUCUGUGUAGCUCGCUGGUCUAAAAGAAUAGGGAUGGACGACCAGAGAGAUACAGAUCCACAAACAGAAGAAAAAUUCUAUAUGUAUUGCACAAACAGUGCGAACGUUUAGCAAUUCAUUUCUCCUAAUAUUAAGCUAUCGCGAGAUAUUACACCAUGUUUUGAACAUAUUUUUCACCUUCUACAACAAAACAUUCCCAACACCCUCUCCCCCGGACCUGAAAUAGAGAUCAUCGAAAAUUUUGUCUGUUUAUACUGCCAUUUUAGGUGGCAAAAUAACUCGACCCUCUAUUGUUUUUAAGUGAUAUUGAAUAAGAUUUUCGUCCAUUUAAUUUUGAUAAAACUUUUGAUCUUAAUUAACUAAAUCUUAUUUCAAUUGAAUAAAUCGUAAGGAAAAUAUUUUUGGCCGCUUUUUCAAACAAAUAUAGUGAUGUGUUCAAAGUACAUUAUAUACUUCAUAUAACAAGUAAUUAUGGGCAUCUAGUUUUAAAAUGUAUGUGCAAAUCAUGCCACUCAAAACACAGUAU